Molecule: messenger RNA, 1114 nt
Organism: Galendromus occidentalis (western predatory mite)
Lineage: Eukaryota; Metazoa; Arthropoda; Arachnida; Mesostigmata; Phytoseiidae
Exons: 6
Coding region: 52-1020 (322 amino acids)
Source: RefSeq, a predicted model, not a curated record
AUAAUUUCCGUGCCAGGACUUGUUUUCGAAAGUGGUCACACAUCUUCCCACAUGGAGAAAGCAACCAGAGCUAUACGCCGGAGCGGUGUGCGUCUUAAGUCCAUGAACUCCGGGCAUACGGACCUCGCCUUAGUCAUCUCUGGACUCAGAGACAUGAGGAUGGGCUUGCGAAGCUUCCAAAAUGCUCAAACAGCAGUGGCUCAAGACAUGAUGGUGUGGGCGCACACCGACGAGAAUCGCGCUAUUCAGGACGUUAUGGAACAAAUCAAUGAACUGCAUAAUUUCUGGGCGGAUUCACAGAAGGAUUUUCUCGAGAAUCUGAAAGCUUUCCGACAUCAGUAUGAGAUGAUACUCGAAGGUGAAAAAGUUGUGGACUCAGCAAGAGCCAACCUGGCCCAGGCCGAGCAGAGAGAGUACAAGAUCAAGAAAGAAAUUAAGAAAAAUGCAAAGAAAGCCUCAGUUGAAGAAAUGAUGAGCAUGGAAAUGAAACUGUCAGACGCCGAACGGGAGAAAGAUCUAUGUCAAUUCGAAGCCGUCGAGAAAAUCCAAGAGAAUGAGGUUUGCAAACUCAUACGCCUCAAAGAAGGAUUGACCAAGUUGAGCGACGGCUACAUAGAGAUGGCGCACAAGAUGGCUAUCAUCUUCGACGCCCAGAAGGAAGUCGUUCAAGCACUGCCCGAUGUUCACGACACUGCGAUUCACGAGCUCAAAUACACUGGUAGCGGUUUUACGAAGCAAGCCGUUCACAAGGCAAAAACCAGGAUCGAAAAAUAUCACGCUCUCAAAUACAGGCUGGUUCCGCAUGGCGUCGAUGAACCCCCACCACCAUACACGCCGGGAUACUACGAUCCGGUUACGGGGCUUCCGUACGAGCACGACACAACAUCGAAUGACGUUCGAUUAAGACCCGCGCGGAGAACGGAGCCCAGAGCCCCACCGCUCGAAGAACGAGGGACUCUCGCGAGGGACUACUCGAGCGACGAAGAAGACUUACAGCGAUUAGGAGCUCAUAAACUGUGAGGAAGACGACCAUGGUCAGGCCUGGCCCAAACCCGGUGCUUGAGACCAAUGUCUUUCCUCCGGCACGAUUGGUUGAAAUUGAUUGUUCGUAUCU